Trematomus bernacchii (emerald rockcod) is the source of this 1287-nucleotide messenger RNA. RefSeq names its product antigen LPMC-61-like. NCBI's taxonomy places the organism in Eukaryota, Metazoa, Chordata, Actinopteri, Perciformes, Nototheniidae. The record is from RefSeq and is a predicted model, not a curated record. The transcript has 2 exons.
AUGAUGAUGAUGAUGAAGAUCUGUGUCGUCUUUCUGCUGUGUCCUCAGUGGCCCCUGCAGGAGUUAGCACAAUGGCCCCUGCAGCAGUUACCACAGUGGCCCCUGCAGCAGUUACCACAGUGGCCCCUGCAGCAGUUACCACAGUGGCCCCUGCAGCAGUUACCACAGUAGCCCCUGCAGCAGUUACCACAAUGGCCCCUGCAACAGUUACCACAAUGGCCCCUGCAGCAGUUACCACAGUGGCCCCUGCAGCAGUUACCACAAUGGCCCCUGCAGCAGUUACCACAGUGGCCCCUGCAGCAGUUACCACAAUGGCCCCUGCAGCAGUUACCACAAUGGCCCCUGCAACAGUUACCACAAUGGCCCCUGCAGCAGUUACCACAAUGGCCCCUGUAACAGUUACCACAAUGGCCCCUGCAGCAGUUACCACAAUGGCCCCUGCAGCAGUUACCACAAUGGCCCCUGCAACAGUUACCACAAUGGCCCCUGCAGCAGUUACCACAGUGGCCCCUGCAGCAGUUACCACAAUGGCCCCUGCAACAGUUACCACAAUGGCCCCUGCAGCAGUUACCACAAUGGCCCCUGCAGCAGUUACCACAAUGGCCCCUGCAGCAAAGACCACAUUAACCCCUGCAGCAAAGACCACAUUGGCCCCUGCCAAAACAACAAUGGCUCCAGUCAAAACCACAGUGGCCCCAGGAGCGAUCCCUGUGCCCCCUGCAGCUACCACGGCGGCCUCCUCUGCAGCGGUCAUCAGAACCUGCUUCCUGUCAGUGGUUGCAGCUCUCACUGCGGUCAUUUUUAGUUAAGAACUGGAACAAGAGACUCAAAACACACACUGUGUAUUUAUGAAGGAUUUAACUUAACCUGUAAUGUAUUUAUUCAUUGUUUCAUAAUUUAUCAUGUAUACUAUAUACCUAAGUUGGAUGUCUUGCAUUUGAGCAUUCUUUGACUGAUCUUGUCUCCAAACACACAUGUAUUUUUAUAACAGAUCUUAUUAUGCACUGAUUGACUUUAUGUAUAUCUGUAUGAUAUGAUAAGACACACAUUUUUCUGACUGUUAACAUUGACAAAGAACUAUAUGAGCCACACAGGGAGUGGAUUGACAGCUAGUUUAAUCAAAGAGAUAUUGAUGUUCAGUUUUUCUUGUAUUCCAUUAUGUUACACUAUGUGGAAUGUUCUGAAUGGAGACACUUUGCUGCACAUGUGGUGACUGUUCUGUUGUCUCGUCUGAAUUAUGAUAUGCAUUUAACACUAAAAGCGCAUGUAAAGUAUUAAAGUUUUAAA